ACGCAGUGCUUUCAUAACACCACAACAUGGGGAAUGAUCUUCGCUAUACCUCAUAUUUGUAUUUUUUUAAAAAAGAUUAAACAAGAUUGCAGAAGACAGAAUCCUGAGAAAUAAAUCAAACCUGAGAAAUAAAUCAAACCUGAGAAAUAAAUCAAACUUUUACAGCUAAGCGUAGUGUCAAUAACAGAGGCCAGAAAGCACCAGGUAGAGAGAAGACACCGCCAUGCCCUCCCUGGUGAAGGAUUGGCUACCUCUUGGCCCAGUAUGAAUGACUUGGUUCUUAUCCCGAAAUCAGCAAAGAAGAGGUUAAGGUUUGCUCCAUCUCUUUUCCUUUGGCUUUUCCCCUCCGCCAUCCUGUUUCUCCCCACCCAGCCGGCUCAGGCAUACAGGCACACUCAUCGUUUGCGACCAUGACUCCCUGCCAUAAAACUCUUUGGCCCUUCACCCCAACCUGCCGUUACUUGUUGGUCAGCUUCUUGAUCUGUUUGGCCGAGGAUGGCUGCUGAAUAAGUAAGACUGCCGUCACCUCCUUCUGGAUUUCUCAGUGGUCUGGAGUUGCCCUUCUGCCUUGCGGACGCCGUCAGGCGCACACCAGCGGGCCAUGCAGCGGAGACGCUUGUGCGGCUUCAUCAUCAUCCUGUGGUGCCUUUGGGACAGGAGCGCUGCCAUCACCAGAAGAUAUUACAUCGGGGCAGUGGAGACGGAGUGGAACUAUACGCCUGCCCGACAGAAAGGGGAGUCCUCCUCUACUACAGACACUCUGUACAAGAAGGCCAUAUAUUUGGAAUACACAGACUCUACCUUUACACAAACAAAACCCAAGGAUGCUUGGAUGGGCAUUUUGGGUCCCACCAUUCGAGCAGAGGUCUAUGAUAAAGUGGUUGUCAUUUUUAAGAACUUGGCUUCCCAGCCGUUCAGCAUCCAAGCCAUAGGGGUUUCCUACUGGAAAGCUUCUGAAGGAGCUGGCUAUGACGACGAGACCAGCUGGCCAGAGAAACAAGACGAUGCUGUGGCGCCGGGCCAGAUCCAGACGUACGUGUGGGAGAUAGCACCAGAACGAGGGCCCACCGGCUCUGACUCACAGUGUUUGACCUAUGCCUAUUCGUCCCACGUAGAUAGCAUCAAGGACACCAACUCCGGCUUGAUUGGAGCGCUGCUCAUCUGCAAGCCAGGGACGCUGAUGAACGCAGGAACGAGGAGCACAUUGCAGGAAGUUGUGAUGCUGUUUGCAGUGUUUGAUGAAAGCAAAAGCUGGUACUCUGAAGACAACGCCUUAGAAAAUGGCCUCUCCACGGGGAACAGGGCUCAGCAGCUACAUACUAUCAAUGGCUUUAUGCAUUCCUCCCUCCCUGAGCUCACCAUUUGCCAGAACAGACCAGUCUACUGGUACGUCAUUGGCUUGGGCACCAGACCUGAAGUCCACUCCAUCUUCUUUGAGGGCCACACUUUCCUCGUGAGAGACCAUCGCCAGGCUACUCUAGACAUCUCCCCCGCCGUUUUCCUCAGUGCUGAGACAAUGCCUCGAGCCAAUGGCACCUUUCGGAUGUUCUGUCAGAUCCCUUCCCAUCAGCAAGGUGGCAUGGAAACUUUCAUUCGCAUAGAUGUCUGCCCAGAGCCACCUCAGAAGAAGAUGAGGGUUGCCGAAACUACUGAGGAUGAUGAGGAGUACGAUUAUUACGGAGAGGCUGACAUGGACAGCACGGUGAUUGACAUGGCUGAAUUCGCACCCAGGAUUGCUGGCCGUUCCCGCGUCAAACGGUUCCCCGUGACAUGGAAGCAUUACAUUGCGGCCGUAGAAGUGGACUGGGACUACGCUCCAAACAAGCACGCUAACCUGAAGAGUAAUAUCACCAAUCAGUUUCUGGAACGUGGCCCGCAGCGGAUUGGCUCCGUGUAUAAGAAAGUAAGAUUUAUGGAAUAUGAGGAUGGGACAUUCAAGAAGAGGAAGGCACCAAACACCGAUCACAUGGGGAUUCUGGGCCCAGUCCUCAAAGGAGAAGUUGGCGAUGAAUUUCUGAUUGUAUUUAAGAAUCUGGCCAGCAGGCCCUACAACAUUUACCCCUAUGGCAUCACCAACGUCACUUCGUUUUUCCACGUCAGAAGCACCGAACACCUCAAUAUGAAACUCUUGCCAAUAGGACCUAACCAGGUAUACACGUAUAGGUGGAAAAUCAUGCCCGAAGAUGGUCCAGCUGGAUCCGAUCCACACUGCCUAUCUCGCUACUAUUACAGCUCCAUUAAGCCUGCUAAAGAUUUAGCUUCUGGGCUUAUUGGCCCCUUAUUGAUCUGCUCAAAAGAGACCAUGGAUCGAAGAGGGGUUCAGAUUAUGUCCGAUGAAGCAAGAUAUGUGCUGUUUUCUGUCUUUGAUGAAAACCGGAGCUGGUACUUGGCAGAGAAUAUCAACCGAUCCUGUUCUGAUGCAGCCACGGUCAACCCCCAGGAUCCUGAGUUCUAUGCCUCCAAUGUCAUGUACAGUAUCAAUGGCUAUGUUUUUGAUAACCUACAACUGAAGCUUUGCAAGCGUGAAGUAGUUUAUUGGUAUGUCCUGAGCGUAGGCGCUCAGACCGAUAUCCUGUCUGUCUUCUUCUCUGGGAAUACUUUUAAACACAACACGGCCUUUGAGGAGACCCUGACCCUUUUCCCCUUCUCUGGAGAAACGGUCUUCAUGUCCAUGGAGAAUCCAGGCAUAUGGAUGCUGGGAUGCUUGAAUCCUGACUUUCGAAGACAAGGAAUGAGUGCCAAGUUCUCUAUUUUCACAUGUGCCCAGGAGAUGGAGUUUGGGGAGAGUAUAGCUGACUAUUAUGAUGAAAGCCUACCAAAAGACUACAUGGCUCAAGCCAACAUCCUACAACCAAGAAGCUUCCGGAAGAAAAGAAAACGUCUUCAGCCUUGUGCAAAGAACCAAUGGGAUAGUGCCAUUACCUCUCUGGAAAAUGAAACUUUGGAAGCGAACCAUGUUUUGGCUCCAUGUCUUGAACUACCCAAACAGCAUGUCAAGCUAAACAGCAAAAAGAAUUCCACCAACACAUUAGUUCAUUUGGGGGAAGCUGUACACAAAGCUGACAUUUCCUCACCUUCUUCUGAAGAGUCAUCUUUUGAGAGGCCUAGCAAAGCCUUUCCAGUAGAAGAGGAAUCCGGCACUGUAUCAACCAUGCUCAAGCAAAUCUUCCGUGACCAUCGGAUUUCAGGAAAUCUGUCUCUUGGUCAUGAAGAACCACAUCCUAGCAAGAUUCCACUGGAGACGACCACCAGUCUGGAGGAUGAGCAGCUUGUGUCUGGAAGGCCCAGGCCAACAGAAGGAACUGGGGUGACCCAAGAGAGUAUGGUACGACAGAAGGCCGCAGAGGAUAUAAACUCUAAAUCAGACCCUCCGUUGGAAAAAAUGCAGGCACUUCUCGGACAUCAUGUAGCUAUUGUUCAAUCAAAGGAGCCUUUUGAUGGGGAGGGCCUUGCAGGAAACAUGGCCUUGAAGGCAAAAAAUUCCCCUCUUGGCGUUAAUGAUAAUUUAUCAAUAAGAAAUAAAGGGGAUCCAGAUUCCCAGUUACCUGAAAGAGUUUCACAGGAACCUGUGGAUACAGCUGAAAGAUGGAAUACUAGGACAUUAAUAUCAAAGAUGACAUUGACAGAGGAAUUCCAGACAAUCUCUGAUGUAAAUGAAAGCACCUCCUUCAAUAGGAGUAGUGCAUCUGCAUCAUCAACUGGCAUGAAAAGCGAGCAAGCUUUUCAGGACAUGUCACGGGAGACUCAAAACUCUGGUCUGUUGACAUUAGAAAUCAAUCCUGGGGUUGACAGCCUGGCACCAGGAGGGGAUGGCACGGCCUCUCAAGAUUCAAACAGCUACUCAUCAGAAGAACCAGCGGUCCAAGAGAAUGAACCGUCUGCAACUACGGAAUGGCUGCGACCAGUUUCCUUGCUGGUUUCCACAACUACUGAAACUAAAGGCAUAUCUACACCUUCAAGUGAAGAUGUAUGUCUGGAAAGCAAUGAUACACAUACAGUCUCCCAAGAAAAAGCACAUGAUGUACAUCCUCAAGAUCAUGAGACAGAGAAGAUUGUGCAACUCAGACGGAAUGACGCUAUGAGAGACACCCUUUUUUUGAAGGAACCCAAUUCCUUGUUUGCCCAAAAUGGCGAUGACACAGAUCCAGAUAGACUGAAAGGCAAUCUAAAUAUUACAGACAAGGACAUAGAUACUAAUGAUAUUCUGAAUAGUAACGGUAGGUUCUCUACUCAUCCCUCUCACUACAGUAAAGAAACAGAGGACUUAACACGCCAGGGAGGUCUCCAAGAAGCUGCCCAAGGAAAAUAUCUCUCUGGGGGAGAGAAUGAAGCUUCUCCCAGAUUUCAAGCCACACCAAAUGAGAUCAGUAUCCCAAAUUCCCAUAGAGUUCUGGGAAAACUUGUGAAACAAAAUGUGACACAACAUAGACCGGCAGAGACUAUAUUAAAGUUUCCCAGAGGUAGCGUAUUGGAAAAAAAGAAUGUUUUUUAUGAAGAAGGUUCACUUCCAUCACAACGAAUUAACUUGUUAAAUGAUACAGGUUCUAAGGAAAGGCUUAUAAGAAAGAGAAGGAGCAAACUAUAUCCAGACUUUCAUAGCCAUGAAAAAUCAUCAGAUGAGCCAAAGAAGACGGCCUGUCAACAGGGUCCUCAUGCGUGCGAUGGUCACUUUGAAAAUAAAUCUCCGAAACUACAGCAGGUCACAUUGGAAGGAACAGAUGCUACAGUGGCAAGAGAAAAAAACAGUUCUGGUAAAGCUGAAGGGCAAGCUUGGGCUUUAUUCAAUGGUAAUGUUUUCAAGACAAGCAGUAAUGCUACAGCCGGUAUAAUCGGGACAUCUUUGUUAGGUAAAGCUACAGAAGACUAUGAAACAGCCAGCCCUGGCCACAUACCAGUGCCAUCUUCUCCAUUAAAUCCAACCCAGUAUAAUCUUUCACAGUUCCGGAAUAUUCUUGGAUCCCAAGCAGGCGGCACACAGAGAGUCACUUCAGAUGGAAGCAAACAGGCUUGGAGAGAGAGCAGUUCACCUCAGAAAAUGGUGGAUGCGGACAGUAUUAAUAUGAUCCCUGGUUACUCCAGGAAUGAAGUAGUCAUAGAGGAUCAUGGCACAGAAACCAAGCCAGGACUGGGCUCCAGUGUCCUUGCAGAAGGAGAAAUCACAGGUGCCCAUAUCUGUUUCCAGGAGAACUUGGGGAACAUAAAUGAGGGCAGUCCUCCGGGAACAUCAGAGGUACCAUCAAGGAGGCAGACUGACUGGGAAGCUUCUUUGCAGUUGCAGCUGCAGGAAUCUAACCCAGAUCAGGAGGAAACGCUGAGGAAGGCAUCUUUGCUGGACAUCUCAAAGAGGGAAGAGGUGAACAUUUCAGCCACACAGGGCCCAAGAGGAAAUGACUUACUCCAUCAAGAUCACUCUGCCAUCAAUCGGACCCUUCCACAGCAGCCAUGGGUAAAAACAGAGGGACGGAAAGAAAUCAAGCUGCUUAAGGGUGAAGAAGGCAAUGUUUCUCCCUCAGCAUUUCCAAGAAAGAAAGAGGAAGAAGAAAAAAAUGAUGGCAUUGAAGGAUUCAAUAAAAGCAAGAACACACCCCCAGGAAACGUGUUGAACAUGGAAGUUCCCAGGAUAGCGUACAAUUCCAGCAGACCAGCAGAAGCAAACUUAUCAAAGCAUCUGAAAGAGUCCUCUGACUAUGAUGACUACAGCAAUACUGAGGAGAACAUAGAAGAAUUUGAUAUAUACGGGGAAGAUGACCAGGAUCCAAGGGGUUUUACUGGAAAAGUCCGACAAUAUUACAUUGCAGCAGUUGAAGUGAUGUGGGAUUAUGGAAGUCAUAUUCCCUCACCAUUCCUAAGAGACAAGAAUCCGAAGAACAGCUGGAAGAAGCUCUCCAGGAAGUAUAAGAAAGUUGUUUUCAGAGAGUAUCUGGACAGCUCUUUCACUCGGGCGGUGAUCCGUGGAGAACUGGAUGAACAUUUGGGCAUUUUGGGGCCUUACAUCCGAGGACAGGCUGAAGAUGUCAUCAUGGUGACAUUCAAGAAUAUGGCUUCCCGUCCUUAUUCCUUCCAUUCCAACCUGCUCCCAUACGAAGGCACCAUGGAGGAAAAGGAACAGCCCAUCGGGGAGGCAGUGCAGCCAAAUCAGCUCCGAGAGUACUUGAUCAAAGUGCAGCCCCACAUGGUUCCCACCACAAAUGAAUUUGAAUGCAAAGCUUGGGCGUAUUUCUCCAGCGUCAACCUGGAGAAAGAUCUGCACUCUGGCCUGAUUGGGCCUCUGAUUAUCUGCCGGUCUGAGGUUCUGAGCACCGCGCAUGUACGGCAACUGGACGUGCAAGAAUUCUCCUUGCUCUUCACCAUCUUUGAUGAGACCAAGAGUUGGUAUGCUGAUGAGAACCUUGGAGGGAGAUGCCCGCCCCCCUGCCCCAAAAGGACAGAGGACCCCACCUUUAAAGCAAACCAUUCGUUCUAUGCGAUCAACGGCUACGUGAAAGACACCCUGCCAGGGCUGGUGAUGGGUCAGCACCAGCGAGUCAGAUGGUACCUGAUGAACGUAGGUGGUGCCGAAGAUAUCCACUCCGUCCAUUUCCACGGACAAGUCUUCACCAUCAGAACAGCCCAGGAGUAUCGCAUGGGGGUCUACAACCUCUAUCCUGGUGGUUUUGAAACAGUGGAAAUGCGCCCAUUCCACCCUGGAAUUUGGAGAGUGCGAUGCGCAGUUGGUGAGCACGAGGCGGCUGGAAUGAGCGCCCUCUUCUUGGUAUACAACCAGCAGUGUCAAGUUCCCUUGGGUCUGGCCUCUGGUUACAUUGCUGACUCUCAGAUUACAGCUUCAGGGCACUACGGUCAAUGGUUCCCCAGUCUAGCCCGGCUGGACAAAUCUGGAUCCAUCAAUGCCUGGAGUACUGCCCAAAAAAAUGCUUGGAUCCAGGUGGACCUGCUACAACCAAAGAUCCUCCAUGGAAUAAAAACACAAGGAGCCCGACAAAAGUUCUCUAAUCUCUACAUCUCCCAGUUCGUCAUCUUCUACAGCCUGGAUGGAGAAAGGUGGAAAAGUUACAAAGGCAAUUCCACCAGUGAGCAGAUGAUAUUCUUUGGGAAUGUGGGGGCAACAGGUGUGAAAGACAACGCCUUUGACCCUCCCAUUAUCACUCGCUACAUCCGCCUCCACCCCACCCACUUCAACAUCCGGAACACACUACGUUUGGAGCUUAUUGGUUGCGACCUGAACAGUUGUUCAAUACCACUGGGAAUGGAGAGCAAAGCGAUUGCCAAUGAACAGAUUUCCGCCUCCUCUUAUGUUGACAACGUGUUUGCCACGUGGUCUCCCUUUCAGGCCAGGCUGAACGAGAACGGCAGGACCAAUGCUUGGAGACCAAAGGUGGACAGUGCGACAGAGUGGCUGCAGGUGAACUUUCUUAAGACCAUGCGAGUGACAGGGGUCGUGACCCAAGGCGCAAAAUCCGUGUUUACCAAAAUGUUUGUACAGGAAUUUUCCCUUUCAAGCAGCCUGGAUGGCAAGAACUGGACUCCUGUUUUGCAGGAGGAGGAGGAGAAGAUUUUCCAGGGAAAUCAAGAUCAUACCAGCCCUGUGGUGAAUUUUCUGGAUAUACCAAUCUUUGCUCAGUAUUUGAGGAUACAUCCACUACGCUGGCAUAAGCAUAUUGCUCUCCGAAUGGAUAUUUUGGGCUGUGAAACCCAGCAAAUGGACUAGUGAGGAUGGACUUGCUUUUUGCUUCCAUGGAGAACUUUCAGCCAGGCUGGCACACGCCAAAGGAACAUGCUUAUAAACCCACCGCCCACUGAAUUUUUGAAAACAUAUAUUGUAACAUAGAAAGCAAAUGACAGUAACUGGAAAAUGUCUUCCGGGGGGCACGGGUUAACAGCUGUAUUGUUCUGUUGCAGCAAAAUCGGCAGAAUCCUGUAGCAUUUUGUAGAUUAAAAUAUUUCAUUUGAGAUAA
Messenger RNA from Pogona vitticeps (central bearded dragon), 7952 nucleotides. NCBI's taxonomy places the organism in Eukaryota, Metazoa, Chordata, Lepidosauria, Squamata, Agamidae. The record is from RefSeq and is a predicted model, not a curated record.